AUGACCCGCGCGCUAUUCGCCUUUAACACUCAAGGACUUCGCCAUCAAUGCCUGAGGUUGCGGUCUUCCAGACAGCGCUCCAUCGGUUUACCUCGAGCCGUCUCCUCGACUGAACAAUCGGCGAAUGAAAUUAAUUUUUUCUGGAGAAAAGCCUUUGCUGAAAUCGAUGAUGCCUCAAACUUCGAUGAGAUCUCUUCACAUUCGACCUCCUCAAAUGAUGUUUAUCCCGAUGACGGAAGUAGAGAAAUAGAGCUUACCAUAUCCGACAAAGAUGCUCCCCUUUCUAAAUGGCGUUUUAUGAAUUCCAGCAAAGAACUAGGGCUCAACAGUCAAUCACAUGGACUAUGGGAUAAUAACACUCAUCAGAAGACUCAUUCGUCUGUACCAAAGGCAACCAGACCGAGAAUCCAAGAUAUUGACCGAGAACUCAGUAAAUAUCGUUUUUAA
This is a messenger RNA of Protopolystoma xenopodis, 447 nucleotides long. The record is from the annotation of a GenBank genome assembly. Lineage: Eukaryota; Metazoa; Platyhelminthes; Monogenea; Polystomatidea; Polystomatidae.